GGAAGGUGCAGUCAGCAGUGGUGAAUGCUGCUCGAUUGGCGCAGGCUCACAGUCUGUUUGACGUCAGUGUGGAGUUGGGGCUGGCGCACUCUGUCUCUCCCUCCAUUGUGAGCAGAUCAACGAUGCGAUCGGCCUGAAUCUCUGCUGCUACUGCUGCCGCUGCCGCCGCCCAGUCCAACAGCCGGCCAGAGCCCCCUUGUCCCUCCCCCCUCUCUCUCUCUCUCUCUCUCACUCCCCUCCCUGGUGAGACCUGCAACAACAACCGUCAAAUCCUCCCUCCAUCCCUUCCACAGUGUCACACUCACUCUUCUCCUGCUGCCCACCCAGACGGUGAAGGUAAAAGAAAACCAGCCCGCCGGUCCCCCCUCCGCCUCCCAGUCCAACUCCACACCCACGGGCUUUGGAUGUGCGAUUAAAAAUCCCCGGCGUCUCCAACCGAGGGUUCAGUCCCAGAGAGCGAGCGAGUGAGUUGAGUUGACAAGGCCAGAGCUUGAGCUACUUUCCAGCACCAACCAUGGGAUGUACAAUGAGCGCCGAGGAGAGGGCAGCCAUGGAGCGGAGCAAAGCCAUCGAGAAAACCAUCAAGGAGGAUGGCAUUAGCGCCGCCAAGGAUGUCAAGCUGCUGCUUCUCGGGGCGGGAGAAUCGGGGAAAAGCACCAUCGUAAAGCAAAUGAAGAUUAUUCAUGAGGAUGGAUUUUCUGGUGAUGAUGUGAAGCAGUACAAGCCUGUGGUGUACAGCAACACCAUUCAGUCCCUGGCAGCCAUUGUCCGUGCUAUGGAUACCUUGGGCAUUGAGUAUGGCGACAAGGAGCGGAAGGCUGAUGCUAAAAUGGUGUGUGAUGUAGUGAGUCGAAUGGAGGAUACGGAACCAUUCUCUCCAGAGCUGCUGUCUGCCAUGAAGCGACUUUGGACAGAUUCAGGGAUGGUGGAAUGCUUCAGCCGUUCCCGUGAAUAUCAGCUUAACGACUCUGCACAAUAUUAUCUAGACAGCUUAGAUCGGAUUGGAAGCAAUGACUACCAGCCAACAGAGCAGGAUAUCCUCCGAACCAGAGUGAAGACCACUGGCAUUGUAGAAACUCACUUUACGUUCAAAAACCUCCACUUCAGGCUGUUUGAUGUGGGAGGUCAGAGGUCAGAGAGAAAGAAAUGGAUCCACUGCUUCGAAGAUGUGACAGCAAUUAUUUUCUGUGUGGCACUGAGUGGCUAUGACCAGGUGCUCCAUGAGGAUGAGACCACGAAUCGCAUGCAUGAGUCGCUGAAGUUAUUCGACAGUAUCUGUAACAACAAAUGGUUUACACAUACUUCCGUCAUCCUAUUUCUCAACAAGAAGGACAUAUUUGAGGAAAAAAUUAAGAAAUCUCCACUAACGAUCUGCUUUCCCGAGUACACAGGCCCCAGCAUGUUUGCUGAAGCUGUUUCUUACAUUCAGUCCCAGUACGAGAGCAAGAACAAGUCAGCAAGCAAGGAGAUCUACACACACAUUACCUGUGCCACUGAUACCAAUAACAUCCAGUUUGUUUUUGAUGCAGUAACUGAUGUGAUUAUUGCAAAUAACCUGAGAGGGUGCGGACUGUACUAGAGUCCGUCAGGCACUGUACAGGUGGCAUUUUUGGAGACAAUUCUGCCACUGAUUUUACUUCACACUACAAACAAAACAGCCAAUUUUGCAGCUACUGCUGUUCGGGCUUUGAGCAGAAUUGGACAGAUUUCGUAUUCCCUUGCAAACACACAUGGGCCAGGCAGACACUCACCCCAACAUGCACUGUGUCUUUGGGGACACAGUUAUAGUGCCACUUCUGCAUUGAUUUUUUUUUUAAAUGUACCUCAGUGUGUAAGUGGUACUAUAACUCCAGACUUAUUGACAUCAGGACAACCUGAUGGGAGGCCCACUCCAGGAGGUUGUCUCGGGUUGGUUGAAGUUUGCAUCAGGUUCUUACUGGUCCUGAUCCAUUAACCCGUAGACAGCUACUCACAUUGUCAGUCGUUCAUGCAUGCACACCGAGUCUAACACUCAGGAAAUGUAUACAUAUUGUAACUGCUUGUAUAUUUCUCUUUGCGAUCAGUACUGGGUAUCCUCACAUUCUCAUUCACUCCCUUCUGUCUUUAGUUCCUGAUGUUUUCAGUUUGACUAAAUUUAUUUACAGGUUCAUGGUGCGUGACAAGUUUCUCUAGAAGAAAUGUUAUAUUUCAGAGUCCAGAGCCUGUCAUACUCAGUUGCACUUCACUUUGAUGGAGAAACUGUUGUCUAUUAGGUGUCUCUUGAGUGGUUGGUAAAAUUAGUGAAGAGAUUUGGAAAGAGAUUUCUUAAGGAGUUUCAGCCAUGGCUGGCAUCGCAGAGCAUGGACUGUGCUGUCUAUCAGUGACUGAACUUGUGUUUCCCAGUCACCUUGAGGGGCUCCAUCAGGUCCAGUCUGUGUAGGACCCUAACUCAUGCUGCCUGGUCCAUGUAAGAUCCCUGUGAUGCCAGUAUGCAGAAUGAAAUGGCACCUGGUAUUUAUAGGCAGAGUCAGCCUGUAUCGAGACUGUAGGUGAAUGUUGGAACCUGGUAUCUACUGAUGUUUGCUGUACACAACACAGUUGAUCAACUAGUUGUGUUGAGGCCCAUUUCAAAAACUUAAAUAAUUUGCAACACUGUGGCUCUUCUUACUUAGAUAAUUUGCUGUACUGUGGCCAUUCUGGUUCUGCAUGUAAAGAUGCAGGCUUUACAUGCCAGUCAAUCGAAGUGGAAUCAAAAUAUGAAAUGAUAGUCCUUUCAAAUACUUUGUUAUUCUAACUUAUUGAAAGCCAAGUUUGUGUGUGUGCACACAGGGGAGAUCCACAAAUAUUAAAAAUAUUUAUUAUAAGUCAAAUUAUAUACUAAAACCUACAAUAAAUAUUAAAAGCUGAAAUAAUAUUACAGUUGAAUAUCAUGGCAUUAAAUAUAAUAAAUGUAAUGUCUGCCCAUUACAAAUAAUUGACCUUCAACAGGAAGUUGAUCAUUAUCAUUGAGUUUGGGAGCCUUACUGUUUUGUUGAGUUUUAACACAAAUUUCCUCCCUUUCACACUCAGGGCAAGAUUUCAGUAUUUCUGGCAAUGCUGCAUAUGCUGUACACUGCUUUUGACUGCAUGCAUGCCCAGACUAGGCUACUUGCUGUCUGGGAACGGAAAGACUCAGAAGUGGCUUUCUUCAAUGUUUUAGAGAAGCUUGGGAUUUGACCCAGUCCCUGUGAGAAUUAACAGGGUCCCACACCAAAGUUUAGGCCAGAGAGCUCUGAGUAAGGAAGAGACAAAUUGUGUUUUAUAUUCAAGUUUACACACAGAUGUUCUGUUUAUUUUAAGAUGUUUCUUUUGCCUGCUAUAUAAUUCCACCUGGGUGUUUUUGUUAACUGGAGAGGGGAUACACAGUAGGUAACUGGAGCUUUGAGGCCACAGGAGCAGAACUAGGCCAUUCGACUCAUCAAGUCUGCUCUGUCAUUCUUUGAAAUCAUGGCCAAUAACAAUCCUCAACUCCAUGGCCCUGUCAUUACCCCAUAACCCUAGAUUCCCCAAAUGAUUAAAACUCUAUCCCUGCCUUGAACAUACUUAUGACCCAGCCUCAACAACCCUGUUUGUUAAAUUAUUCCAUAGAUUCAUGACCCUCAGCACAAAUUGCUCCUAAUUUCUGUCUUAAAGGGGUGACACCUUGCUCAGAGAUUAUACUGUCUGGCCCUAGAUCCUACCACGUAUGGAAACACCAUAUGAGCAUCUACACUGACAAGACCCUAAAAAUCUUGUGUGUUUCAAUAAGGUCUCCUCUCAUUCUUCUGAACUCCAACGAGUACAGACCCAAUCUUCUCAACCUCCCCACAUAAGAAAAUCCCUCCAUACUCAGAAAAAACUGAGUGAAACUAUUCAAGAAAGGAGAGAGGCAGAAAGCAAAUAACUACAGGGUGAUUAGCCUAACAUCUGUUGAAGGGGAAGUAUUGAAAGCAGUUACUAAAGAUGUAAAAGCAGAAUGUUUGGAAAUUUAUAACAUAAUUAAUCGGUGUUGGCAUGGUUUCAUGAAAUGGAAAUCAUGUCUAACUAAAUUAGUAGAAUUUUUUAGGAAAGUCUCAACCAGAGUGGAUAUAGGGGAACUAAUAGAUGUGUUAUAUUUGGACUUCCAGAAGGUGUUCAACGAGGUACCUCGCAAAAGGUUAAAUCACAUGAUAAGAACCUGGGAUGUUAGAGGUAGUUUAUUAGCAAGGAUAGAGAAUUGAGCUGUAAACAGCAAGUAGGGACAAGAGGUUUUUUUUUAGGUUGGCAACCAUUACCAUUGGGUUCCACAGGGAUCAGUGCUGGGACCGGAACUAUUUCAAUGUACAUUAAUGACUUGGAGGAAAGAAAUGAAUGCACUGUAGCCAAAUUUGCACAAGACACAAAAGUAGCUGGAAAGGCAAGUUGUGAGAGGGAAGAAACAAUUUAUAGAGAGAUAUGGAUCGGUUGACUAAGUGGGUAAAAAGUUAGUAAAUGGAGUACAGUCUGGGGAGAUGUGAAGUUGUUCAUUUUGGAAGGGAGAAGAAAGAGCAGAAUUUUAUUUAAAUGGAUAAAAACUACAGAAAGCUACAACACAAAGGGACUUGACGGUAUCUGUACAUGAAACAUGGCUAACAUACAGGUGCAGUAGGCAAUCUCCAAGACUAAUGAAAUGAUGGCCUUUAUUUCAAGGAUUUGGAAUAUAAGAGUAGACACAUCUUAAUGCAACUAUAUAAGGUGUUCUUGAGACCAUACCUGGAGUACUGUGAGCAGUUGGUCCCUUUAUUUUGGGAAAGAUGUCAUUUAAUUGAAGGCAGUUCAGAGAAGGUUCACUAGGAUGAUUCCUGUUAUGGAUGGAUUCUCUUGUGAGCAAAGGCUAAACAGGUUGGAUCUCUAUUCACUGGGGUUUAACAGGAUGAAAUAUGAUCUAAUUGAAACAGUAUUUACCCAGUCAAGCCCCUUAAGAAUCCUGAGAGGAUGUUUCCCCUCAUGGUAGAUUCUAGGACCAGAGGGCAUAGUCUCAGAAUAAAGGGGAGCUAUUUUAUUCGAAGGGUUGAGAGUCUUUGGAGUUCUUUGUCAUAGAGAGCUGAAGGGGCUGAGACCUUCAUACAUUUAAGGCCGAUAUUGAUAGAUUUUGAUCAGUAUAUGAAUUAAGGGUUACGGGGAAAUCGUACAAAAGUGGAUGUGAGAAAUGUUGGAUCAACCAUGAUCCUAUGGAAUAGCAAAGCAGGCUCAAGAGACCAAAAAGCCUACUGCUGCACCUGUUUCUUAUAGCCUUAGGGUUUAUCCUUCUCUGGACUGCUUCCAAUAUCUUUCCUUAAAUAAGGGGACCAAAACCAUUCGGUAUUCAAGCUAUGGUCUGACCAGUGCCUUGUAUAGCUUAAGUAAGACCUCCCUACAUUUUACCUCCUUUCCCUUUGAAAUAAAGACCAACAGUCCAUUCGCCUUUUCAAUUACCUGCUGAACUUGGAUGCUAGCAUUUUUGUGAUUCAUGCGCAAAUCUCUUUGUUUCAUAGCAUUCUGUAAUCUUUCCCCAUUUAAAUAAUGUUCACUUCCUCUUUUCUUCCUAUCAAAAUGCACAACCUCAAAUCUUCCUAAAUUAUAUUCCAUCUGUCAACUUUUUGCCCAAUCUCCUAAACAACCCAAAUCCCUUUCCAGAUCCUCUGUGCCAUCCUCACCAGCUCCCUGCCAAACUAUUUUUGUCAUCUGUAAAAAGGAAAGCUAUGGUAAGCUGGUGUUCCUUAACUAUACUUCAUUGAAGGACAGACUAAUGAGUAAUAUAGAAUCUGAUCUCAAUGAUCCUGAAGAUAUGUGUAGUUCACUGCCUCUGACAAUGUAUGUGGGAUUGAACCAAUCACUGUAAUAAAUGCAACAACGCAGCACAUAACCUCAGAGUAGAAUUUGAGAAUGAACAACCAAGCUUGGCCUCUGAGAGUUUCACUUCUUGGAUUGACUUCAGCUGUGUUUGAUAACGAAUGCAACAAAUGCUCUCUGAUGAAGGGUCUAGGCCCGAAACGUCAGCUUUUGUGCUCCUGAGAUGCUGCUGGGCCUGCUGUGUUCAUCCAGCCUCACAUUUUAUUAUCUACAAUAAAUACAUCAGCCUGACCAGGAUGAGGCUAUGGAGGGAAACUUGAUACGUAGCAGAAUCCUGUAUGGGUAGCUGAAUGUGAAAACAUUUGACCUCAAAUUGUCUGACUUAAGGAAAGUGUAUCUGACAAUGACAAGUAUACAAGGUCUAUGACUUUGGAUAGAAUGGUUCAGAUAUCAAAGUAACACCAACCCACAGGGCUGCUUACUGCUAUUCAUUUACUAGUUUCACAUUUCUGUACAGGUCAAGGAAGGGACUCGUUCAUGGUAUCUGCCACUGUAGCCCGGAAGUCUUUGGUACUGUUCAUUUACUGGAAGCAGGACUGGUAGUUACAGAUUAGGAAUGAUUAUUAGUAUCAGGCCAUUUAAUAGCAGUGACAUUUGAAUACAAAAGGCAUUUGUAUUUGAUAACUGGACUUCCAUCCUACAUCCUGAGGUAAUGAUGUUGCUUCGGCGCAAAAGGAUAGGACUUGUUAUGGUGAUUACCACAACAAGCAACAGUGCAGCAGCUACCAUAACUAACCUCUCACCAAAGAAACAUGUUUAGUGUAUCCAGUAUGGGAUAUGUAUUGUGGAUGGGUUGUAAGAAUUUGUCGUUAGUUGAUGCCCAUUCAGUGUUAAAUAAUGGUUCAGUUAGUGGUGUUCAGUUGCCGCCUCAUUAUUAGUCCAAGUGGAGUCACUCUGGAGAGAUCUUAAAUUAUUUUUUUGAUGGUUGUUGCUGAUGAUAUAACGUAGUUCCACAGAGUAUUAGUGUCUGUCUUCAAGGUCAUCUGCCAGCUUCAAACCACCCGUACGGCUCUGCCAAAUGUGAAUGGUUGAAGGCUGAUUGUGUACUUUACCAUUGAGAAUCAAACACCCUGUGCCAUGCUGGUAUUCCUUUCAACGUAUUAACCACAAACUGAAUGACGCCGACGCAGUGCCAUAACACAAAUAGGAGUGGAGUGCUUCAGGUAAGUGAACCAUUUGGAACACUGGUAACCUUUGUCCAAGUGUAAUUGGACAAGAACUCCAAGUCUCUUACUCUUAAUGUAUGUGCCAACUUUCUGUGGCAGUCUCUUAGUCACCUCUGUGUCAGAUUUGGAACCAUAAUGUGAGCUUGUGUGGGUGAUUAGGCUAACCUAGUGCUUUAUUACAUGUGAAUGAGGUUGUACUUACAGUCAUUUUGUAACAAAGUGAGUCUGUUUAUAUGGUAGAUUGUUAUUAUUUAUUUCUGUUGUUAAUGUAUUUAUUCAUAAGAUAUCAAUAAAG
Messenger RNA from Stegostoma tigrinum, 7308 nucleotides. RefSeq names its product guanine nucleotide binding protein (G protein), alpha activating activity polypeptide O, a (gene gnao1a). NCBI's taxonomy places the organism in Eukaryota, Metazoa, Chordata, Chondrichthyes, Orectolobiformes, Stegostomatidae. The transcript has 8 exons. Gene Ontology annotation, cellular component: heterotrimeric G-protein complex. Gene Ontology annotation, molecular function: corticotropin-releasing hormone receptor 1 binding; G protein-coupled serotonin receptor binding; GTP binding. The coding region runs from base 515 to 1579 and encodes 354 amino acids. Gene Ontology annotation, biological process: adenylate cyclase-modulating G protein-coupled receptor signaling pathway; G protein-coupled dopamine receptor signaling pathway. The record is from RefSeq and is a predicted model, not a curated record.